Eublepharis macularius is the source of this 1041-nucleotide messenger RNA. NCBI's taxonomy places the organism in Eukaryota, Metazoa, Chordata, Lepidosauria, Squamata, Eublepharidae. The record is from the annotation of a RefSeq genome assembly.
AUUAACCCCAUAAUCUUAUUCAUUUUACUUUUUAGCCUAGCCAUGGGCACCAUUACCACCCUUUCUAGCUAUCACUGACUUUUAGCCUGAAUCGGACUUGAAAUCAAUACAAUAGCAAUUAUCCCUAUUAUUACUAAAAAACACCACCCACGAGCCACAGAAGCCGCUACAAAAUACUUCCUCACCCAAACAGCAGCUUCCACCCUAAUCCUACUUUCAAGUACACUUAAUGCCUGAACAACAGGACAAUGAACCAUUACCGAACUUCAUCAUCCACUAGCAAUAAUAAUACUUACUUUGGCCGUAGCCAUAAAACUAGGACUAGCACCCACCCACUUCUGGCUACCAGAGGUGAUACAAGGAACGACAAUUAAAACAGCACUACUUCUCACAACUUGACAAAAAAUUGCCCCAUUGACAUUUAUUUAUUUAACAUCAAACCAUCUCUCAACUAAAAUAUUAUUUACCUUAGGUCUCCUAUCCGUAAUAUUAGGUGGAAUCACAGGACUAAACCAAACACAAACCCGAAAAAUUAUAGCGUACUCUUCCAUUGCACACAUAGGCUGACUCACAAUAAUCCUCACAUUAAAUCUCAAUCUUAUAACUUUCACCCUCAUACUCUAUAUCACAAUAACUACAUCUUCAUUUAUAAUUCUACUAAUAUCAGAAUCAAAAACAAUAACUGACUUAGGACUUGCCUGAACAACUUCCCCAACAUCCAUACUCUUACUAAUACUAUCUCUUCUCUCACUAGGAGGACUUCCACCACUAUCAGGAUUUAUACCAAAACUACUUAUUCUAAAAGAAAUAACAAUACUAAACAUAAUCUCCAUAAGCACAAUCUUAGCCCUAUCUGCCCUCCCAAGUUUAUUCUUCUACCUACGACUAUCCUACCUAAUACUAAUAACUAUCCCCCCAACCACAACAACAACAGAACAUAAAUGACGACACAAAAAUAAUACCCUAAAAAUCACUGCCCAAUUAUUUAUUAUUACCACUACGCUCCUACCAAUUACCCCCCUAGUUAAUAAAAUUUUGUAA